Messenger RNA from Symbiodinium necroappetens, 1620 nucleotides. Lineage: Eukaryota; Dinophyceae; Suessiales; Symbiodiniaceae. The record is from the annotation of a GenBank genome assembly.
AUGGGUGAGGACGUGGAGAUCAGCUCAGGGUCCCAUAAGGGCCGGCACGGCGCCGUGUUGAAAUGCGAUCCGGUCUCCGAGCGCUUCAGCGUGAGCCUGGAGCGCCCCUUGGAAGUCUCGGCCUUCGACGUCGAGGUCCUCAGCUGUGCGAGAGCGGGGGCAGUUCCGAACGCGGAGCAGAACUGUUCUGCAGACCAUUGCAAGAUGGAGGCCCGCCACCCGGUGUCCUGCCGCGAUCACUGUCGCAGCCAGGGUCUUCAGUGUCUCCGUGCCUGGCGCCGGGGUGAUGGUCGCUGCAAAGAGGAGGGGCUCCUUCCUUGCGACCACCAUCGGGGUGGGGACAAGAUCUGCGAAUGCGUUCCGCACGUCCGGCCGGAUUUGUGCUUCCAGAAGGGCCUCACCUUUCGGCCCCUGAACAUGCCGAAGCAGGGGCGCAGCCAGGAGCCCGAGGCGUUGAGCUGCCAGCGGCGCUGCGCCAAGGUUUUUGGCUGUGCCCACUUCUCCUACUGGACGGAUGGUGGCUGCCAUCUGCAGGACGAAAAAGCACAGCUCGAAGGAAGCGACGGCGUGAUUUCGGGCCCUGCCUCCUGUCUGCUUCAGCCUGCACACCGGGGUGCCGGCGGGUGCCUCAGCGAAGGCGUCAGCUAUGACCCCUUAGACAUGAAGGGCCAGUCGCGCACCAGUGGGUCUCUGAAAAAGUGCCAGCAGCGCUGCGCCGGCGUCCGUGGCUGCGUGCAUUUCUCCUUCUGGGCCGACGGGGGCUGCCACCUCCAGGAUGACCGGGCCGUGGCCAAAGGAAGCCCUGGAGCCAUGUCCGGAAGGCCCAACUGCUACGUUGAGGCGCCUGCGCAAGGGCUCGCGGUGGAAAACACCAGCGGAGUGGAGAGCCUCCGCGGCAGCUCAGGCGCCUGCGCCAGCCUGGUGGACGUUCAGCACCACUGCCAAGCAGCAGAGGGCUGCAAGGUGGUGGUGGCGCACAUGGAUCGGCGCUCCUGCGAAGUCUAUUGCGAGGACGAAGGUCUCAGCUGCAGCGGUGCUUGGGAAGGCCAGGCGUGUGGCGCUUCGAAGCCGAUGGACUGCGACAGGCUCCCGGGGAGCACGACCAUGACUUGCCACUGUGUUCGCAGCUCGAAGAAGUCGCAACACGCCCACGAGAGACACAGACACGCGAAAGGCGCAGAGUCGAGUGACUCCUGGGGCUUCCAUUGCAACUCGGAUGUCGAGGCCUGGAGUGAGGAAAAGCGCUGGUGGUGCUGCCGAGAGCUGGAAGUCGGCUGUGAGACAGCCUCCGCCAAGAGCUUUUUCUGCGACCCUUCCGACGAUUUCGAGAUGUGGGAGGAGGAUGCUGGAUAUUUAAGUGAACUCUUGUCAAAGGAAAAGAGGCGUUUCUGCUGUCGGGAGGAGGGCCUCUGCGCGGAGGACGGGGAGUCCGAAUACAGUGAAUCCGAGGACGGCGAGUCCGAGGAUGGGGAGAGUGCGAUGCUCGAACGGGAGACUAGCGAGGACGGCGAGUCCUACGACUGCGAGCUGCUCAACCAGGAGCCCCCCAGAAGCUUGAGACAUCGGGGAGCAUGCUCAGGGGACUGCAGGAUACACUGUGUUCCCCAACCUGACGGCUGA